Messenger RNA from Peronospora belbahrii, 1056 nucleotides. The record is from the annotation of a GenBank genome assembly. Lineage: Eukaryota; Oomycota; Peronosporomycetes; Peronosporales; Peronosporaceae.
AUGUCAUCGACCUUGGCGACAAUCAUGGCGGAACUCGUGCAAAUAGCACCGCGGCUCCAAGACUAUGAACCAAAUGACGAUACGUGGCAGCAGGCAGAAAAGAAGGCGCUAUAUGCUCGUGAAUAUGUGGAAACACUCGUACGAUCACCAGAGGGAGUAGCGCAAUUACGAGGUCGUGGCGUCUUACAGGACAUGAAGAGUCUUGUACCAGAUGUCACACGGGAAGAGAUUGCAGAACUGAAAGUAUGUGAUUUUGUACUGGGCAUGAUAUUUGAGAAACCCUUUGGUAUAUUUCAGCAAGUGUAUCGUGGGUUUGGUGCGGAGUAUGCAAAGGAAUUGUCCAGUGAAGCUCGCAAGAGCUCAAAUAUCAUCAAAUCUUCCUAUGUUUACGGUGAAAUUCUAUUCUUCCCGUUUGCCGAUAUCAUCCGCUGGGUAGCUCCAUUCCUGCCCAAGUUUGCUAUUUUCUAUGACCUGGGAUCUGGUACUGGUAAAGCAGUGAUCGCGGCAAGUUUGGUGCAUCCGUUUGAUCAGGCCAUAGGAAUUGAGUUGCUUGAGCCCCUGGUUCGCUGUGCUGAGAAGCGUAAGGCUGUCUUGGACAAGCUCAAGACUCCGCUUUUGCAGACGGACAUUGACUUUAUUACAGGUAGCCUGCUGACGUCGAAAUGGGUGGAUGGUGACGUCGUGUUCUGUCACGGCACGUGCUUUGACGACAAAGAAUGGACUCAGAUUUCUCUAGCAGCAGAGAAUCUCAAGCAGGGCGCGUUUUUUAUCUCGACAACGCAUGUAUUGCGCACAGGACUGUUUGAAGUGUUUAAGAGCGGCAAUUUUACGAUGAGCUGGGGAGUCGCUACUGUCUAUAUCCAUCGCCGGCGCAAAAUUGGCCGCUGGGCCGCUCAAAUGCUGCGAGGUGGUCGCUCCGCACGCACGGACCUCGUACAGCGCUCUCCAGCACCACAGAUAGAGCAGAAAGAAGAAGGCCUGACAACUCGUGCGAGCAAUGAUACCAGCAAAGGCAAUGAAGACGGAAUGAUUAUCCAGAAUGUAAACCCCACGUAG